AUGAGAAUUAAUAAUCAAUUAAAAAGACUAUUCUCAACUACAUCUGUACGAAGCAGAGGACAAAAUUUAACUGAAAAAAUUGUACAAAAAUAUGCACAAGAUUUACCAAAUGGUAAAAAAGUAUAUAGUGGAGAUUAUGUAACAAUAAAACCAGCUCAUUGUAUGUCUCAUGAUAAUUCAUGGCCAGUAGCUACAAAAUUUAUGGGUUUAGGAGCUACAAAGGUAAAAGAUAAUAGACAAAUUGUAUGUACUUUAGAUCAUGAUGUUCAAAAUAAAAGUGAAAAAAAUUUAACUAAAUAUUCAAAUAUUGAAAAUUUUGCUAAUGAACAAGGUAUUGAUUUUUAUCCAGCUGGUAGAGGGAUAGGUCAUCAAAUUAUGAUUGAAGAAGGUUAUGCAUUUCCUUUAAAUUUAACUGUUGCUUCGGAUUCUCAUUCAAAUACUUAUGGAGGUAUUGGUUCUUUAGGUACACCAAUUGUUAGAACUGAUGCUGCAUCAAUAUGGGCUACUGGUCAAACUUGGUGGCAAAUUCCACCCGUUGCUAAAGUUGAACUUGUUGGAGAUUUACCAAGAGGAGUUACAGGUAAAGAUAUUAUAGUUACAUUAUGUGGUAUUUUCAAUAAAGAUGAAGUAUUAAAUCAUGCUAUUGAAUUUGUUGGUUCUGGAGUUUCAAAAUUAAGUAUUGAUUAUAGAUUAACUAUUGCUAAUAUGACUACUGAAUGGGGGGCAUUAAGUGGAUUAUUUCCAAUUGAUGAUAAAUUAAUUGAAUUUUAUCAAAAUAGAUUAAAUAAAGUUGGUUCUUCACAUCCAAGAAUUAAUACAAAAACAAUAGAAUCUUUAACAAAAAACAAAGAAAUUGGAGAUUCAGAUGCAAUAUAUGCUAAACAUUUAACUAUAGAUUUAUCUACUUUAUCACCAUACGUAUCUGGUCCAAAUUCAGUCAAAAUUUCAAACCCACUUAGUAAAUUAUCUAAUGAAAAUAUUCCAAUUAAUAAAGCAUAUUUAGUAAGUUGUACAAACUCAAGAUUGUCAGAUAUUAAAGCAGCUGCUAAUAUCCUCAAGGGUCAUAAAAUCCAUCCAAAUGUUGAAUUUUAUGUAGCAGCAGCAUCAUCAUUAGUUCAAAAAGAUGCAGAAAUAGAUGGUGCUUGGCAAACAAUAUUGGAUUCAGGAGCAAAACCAUUACCUGCUGGUUGUGGACCAUGUAUUGGAUUAGGUUCAGGAUUAUUAAAAGAUGGAGAAGUUGGUAUUAGCGCAACUAAUAGAAAUUUUAAAGGUAGAAUGGGAUCAAAAGAUGCUUUAGCUUAUUUAGCAUCACCUGAAGUUGUUGCUGCUUCUGCUAUUUUGGGGAAAAUUGGAUCACCUGAAGAAAUUGAAGGUAAAAUUCCAAAAUCAGCUGAAGAAAUUGUUAAAAAUAUUGAAAUUCCGAAACAAGAACUUUCAAGUAAUGAAGAUUCAGGAUCAGUUGAAAUUUUACCUGGUUUCCCCACAGAAAUCACUGGAGAAUUAUUAUUAUGUGAUGCAGAUAAUAUAAAUACAGAUGGAAUUUAUCCAGGUAAAUAUACUUAUCAAGAUGAUAUAACAAAACAACAAAUGUCAGAAGUAUGUAUGGAAAAUUAUGAUCCAAAUUUCAAAAAUAUUUCAAAACCAAAUGAUAUAAUAAUAAGUGGAUAUAAUUUUGGUACUGGAUCAUCAAGAGAACAAGCAGCUACUUGUAUAUUAGCUCGUGGAAUGAAAUUAAUAGUUGCAGGAUCAUUUGGUAAUAUUUUUAGUCGUAAUUCUAUAAAUAAUGCCUUGUUGACUUUAGAAAUUCCUGAACUUAUUGAAAAACUUAGAAUUAAAUUUGCAAAUAAUAACGAAUUAACUAUACGUACUGGUUGGAUUUUAAAAUGGGAUGUAACUAAAGCUUUAGUUAUUGUUGUUGAUGAAAAUGGAAAAGAAAUACUUAAACAAAAAGUUGGUGAAUUGGGGACUAAUUUACAAGAUAUUAUUGUUAAAGGUGGAUUAGAAGGUUGGGUUAAAUCUGAAUUAACUAAAUAG
This is a messenger RNA of Lodderomyces jiufengensis, 2034 nucleotides long. RefSeq names its product homoaconitate hydratase (gene LYS4). The transcript has a single exon. Lineage: Eukaryota; Fungi; Ascomycota; Pichiomycetes; Serinales; Debaryomycetaceae. The coding region runs from base 1 to 2034 and encodes 677 amino acids. Gene Ontology annotation, biological process: L-lysine biosynthetic process. Gene Ontology annotation, molecular function: 4 iron, 4 sulfur cluster binding; homoaconitate hydratase activity. The record is from RefSeq and is a predicted model, not a curated record.